Messenger RNA from Colossoma macropomum (tambaqui), 2176 nucleotides. RefSeq names its product lectin, mannose-binding, 1 (gene lman1). Gene Ontology annotation, molecular function: D-mannose binding. Gene Ontology annotation, biological process: endoplasmic reticulum organization; Golgi organization; endoplasmic reticulum to Golgi vesicle-mediated transport. NCBI's taxonomy places the organism in Eukaryota, Metazoa, Chordata, Actinopteri, Characiformes, Serrasalmidae. Gene Ontology annotation, cellular component: endoplasmic reticulum membrane; Golgi membrane; COPII-coated ER to Golgi transport vesicle. The record is from RefSeq and is a predicted model, not a curated record. The transcript has 14 exons.
AUGACUCAUUCUGGUGUGACCACCUCCAAACGGGGGUCAGUAUCCGGAGCGCGUACUCCUUGCGUGGACCAAUAAGCGCGCGCCCUGUUGGCUUCUCUCGCGCUUUCCCGUGGUGCCGCGCGCAGGAAGCGCUGCGUCAGCAGUGAGCUAGUGAGUGUAAAGAUGGCGGCGCGCGCGCUGGUAGCGGCGGUGGUGUUGUGUGUGUGCGCGGUGCUGCAGGAGACGCGAGGCAGCGGCGGGGACGCGCCUCACCGGCGCUUUGAGUACAAACACAGCUUCAAGGGCCCCCACCUGAGUCGGGACGGGAGCAUCCCCUUCUGGGUUCACACGGGGAGUGCCAUUCCCAGUGCGGAUCAGAUCCGGAUCACACCCUCCCUGCGGAGCCAGAAGGGUUCAGUAUGGACCAAAACUCCGGUCAGCUUCGAGCACUGGGAGGCAGAGGUGGCAUUCCGUGUGUCCGGCCGAGGAAGGACGGGUGCAGACGGACUGGCCAUAUGGUUCACUGCUGCUCAGGGGCUGGAAGGUCCAGUUUAUGGUGCUGCUGACCAGUGGAAUGGUGUGGGAAUUUUCUUUGACUCGUUUGACAAUGAUGGAAAGAAAAAUAACCCAGCGGUCAUCGUGGUGGGGAACAAUGGAAAACUUGUUUAUGACCAUCAGAAUGAUGGGUCAACCCAGGCUCUGGGUACGUGCCUUAGGGACUUCCGGAAUAAGCCCUAUCCCAUCCGUGCCAAAAUCACAUAUUACAAAAAAACAUUAAUGGUUCAGAUCAAUAACGGUUUCACCCCCGAGAAGGAGGAUUAUGAGUUCUGUACCAAAGUGGACAACAUGAUCAUUCCAUCCACUGGGUACUUUGGCAUCUCAGCCGCCACAGGAGGACUAGCAGAUGACCAUGAUGUCUUAUCAUUCCUGCUGUUCAGGUUAACUGAGCCUGGACAAGAACUGCCCCCACCCGAACAAGAGAUUCCUAAAGAGGAGCAGGACAAGUACCAGGAGGAAUUCCAGAACUUCCAACAAGAGCUGGACAAAAAAAAAGAGGAGUUCCAGAAGGAGCACCCUGAUGUCCAGGGGCAGCCCCUGGAGGACCUUUACGAGAGUGUGAGCGAUCGCGAGCUCCGUCAGGUGUUCGAGGGACAGAACCGCAUCCACAUGGAGAUCAAACAGCUGAACCGGCAGCUGGCCAUGAUCCUAGACGAACAGCGCCGUUAUGUUUCCGUCAUCACGGAGGAAGUUUCCAAACGCGGAGCCCAGUCAGGCCAGGCGCCGAGUCAGGAAAUGGACACUGUAAUCUCCACACAGCAGGAGGUCCUGCGUAACCUGGACGACCUGAGGAACACGUUUUCAGCCUCAGUAAAGCAGCUGGCUGUGGGACAGCAGGGAAACACUGGAGGUUUAGGCUCAUACGAGACCGUCCAACACUUCAACGACAUCAAAGAACAUCUGCACGUUGUCAAGAGGAACAUCGAGCACAUCAUCCAGAAAAACGCGGGUCCAGCAGAAAAGCCAAAAUGUCCAGAACUCCCGCCCUUACCAGCCUGCCUCACCAUGGCACACUUUGUUGUUGUCGUGGUCAUUCAAACUCUCCUGUUUCUCGGCUAUUUCAUGUACAAAAGCCAACAGGAAGCAGCAGCUAAGAAAUUCUUUUGAUGAAACAGAUGACUGGUUAAAACAGCACAGUAUGUAAAUGAGGGAUUGUUAUUGUUUGUGUUAUGUUUUUGUUUGAAGACUGUAAGUUAUUAUACUUGAAAAGCUGAUGUUUUGUUUGAGAUUUUUUUUUUUUCUUUUUAAUUCCUUUUUUAAUUUGAUCUGAAUUGUACAGGGUGUGAAUGAUUGUUCCUUCCAUGAGAGUGUAAACUGUUUCGGUUUAAGAUCCCCAAAUACGAUGUAAGAUAUUCAUUAGUAUUCAGAGAGUAUGUUCAGAGUUUGUACGUCACUCUGUUUUACAUGGUUUUGCUUCAGGAAGUCGACCACUGUCCCCUGAAAGUGUUGCUGUACUGUGGAAACUUGUUCUAUGGAAGCAGAAUGUGUCAUUGUUUGGGGGGGGAAAUACUGUAUUCCAACGUUGUAGCCAAACUGCCAAACCUGCAAAGCCAAGGCCCAGGGGUCAUGAAUGUGUUUUGAAUCUUUGAAAAAUGAUAUAUUUUUCUCAAACAAUUUACAUAAACAGAACACAAACCCA